UCGUAUUCUAUCCUUGCCAAGUAGAAAACCUCAGCAGCAAUGGCACCGGUCGAACUACCGGUAUUCGACGAGCUGACCCUCGACCCUUCCGGCCCCAAAGGCAAUGCGUGGGGUCUCUUUGGAAAGGACAAUAGCCUUGGGAUGCUCAACCUUCUCACCCCAGACGUUGUAAAAGCUGCAGCAAGCGAAAUCAAGGACGGUGUUCGUUUUGCACUGGACUGGCAGCUCAAUGCUCUACGCCAGCCUGCGUUUGGCAGACAGGCGUUUGACCAGAAGAUUGUGUUCAAGGCGCCAAGAAUUGUCAAUGAUGAUGUUUUAACUUUCAAUACACAGUCAAGUAGCCAAUGGGACGGAUUCAGGCAUUACGGUAACCAAACGCAUAAAGUGUUCUACAACGGAACAACACAGCAAAUGAUUGAGAGUAGCUCCGUUCUAGGCAUCGAUGCCUGGGUACAAAACGGCGGCGUCGUUGGACGUGGAGUCCUCCUCGACAUUGCCUCGUACGCCGAGCGUAACAACAUUGAAUUACCUGCCUUUGAAAGCACCGUCAUUCCUCUUGAAUUGGUCAAACGCGUCGCCGAGGAGGAAAACGUCACUUUCAGGCCAGGCGACAUCCUUUUCAUUCGCAGUGGUUUUACAAAGGCGUUCGAAAAACUGUCGGAGGAAGAAGCAGCGGCUCUAGGUCAACGACCUGUUGCUAAAUUCGUCGGAAUUGAGUCAAGCGAGGCAACUCUAAGAUGGUUUUGGCAGAACAAGUUUGCUGCGGUUGCAGGGGAUGCAGUGGCGGUAGAAUCGGCGCCUGUUCAGGGGCCACAGAUUCCUCAAGAGUGGUCGUUGCAUCAAUGGUGCUUGGCCGGCUGGGGAAUGCCACUUGGUGAGAUGUUUUAUUUGGAGAAGCUAGCGAGUCACUGCGCGGAGAAAAAGCGAUGGACCUUUUUCUUUUCCAGUGUGCCGUUGAACGUACCCGGCGGCGUGGCAAGUCCUCCUAAUGGCGUUGCGAUCUUGUAAGAACCAAUUAGAACCCCGGUGAAACAUGUAAAGUCGUGGUCUUCAUUGUUCUAUAUCUAUAUAUACAUUCAAAU
Messenger RNA from Talaromyces proteolyticus, 1082 nucleotides. RefSeq lists its product as uncharacterized. The record is from RefSeq and is a predicted model, not a curated record. Bases 40 to 1008 code for a protein of 322 amino acids. The transcript is spliced from 4 exons. Lineage: Eukaryota; Fungi; Ascomycota; Eurotiomycetes; Eurotiales; Trichocomaceae. Gene Ontology annotation, molecular function: arylformamidase activity.